AUGGUUUCUGAUCCUGGCACUUCAUCCAUCGGGUUUGUCAUUGCCUGCACUGGACUAGUGUUUAUCAUGAUUCCUGGUGUUGGGCUAUUUUAUUCUGGCUUGGCUCGCUCCAAAAAUGCUCUCUCUCUUAUCAUGCUGAGCAUGCUAUCCAUGUCUGUUGUAACGAUUCAGUGGGUACUGUUUGGAUUUUCGCUCGCCUUUUCAGAUACUGGAUCUGCCAUUAUUGGCAACUUCGCCAUGGGAGGACUUAAUUCGGUGGGAAUGGAUCCAAUCCCUGUUGUUGCUACGUUUAUUCCAGGAAUCCUUUUUGCCGUAUACCAGAUGCAGUUUGCUACAAUCACUGUUGCCCUAGUGUAUGGAUCAGUUGUUGAGCGUAUUCGUUUAGUUCCUGCUUUGGUGUUUGCGUUUGUGUGGACUACCGUUGUUUAUGAUCCCAUUGCUUACUGGUCCUGGGCCAAUCGCGGAUGGACCCCGUGUGGUAUUGGAUCGCUGGACUUUGCUGGUGGUGGUCCCGUCCACGUGGCUUCGGGAUUCGCCGGUCUCGCUUACUGUCUGGUUGUUGGCAAGCGAAGGAGCAUUGGUCCUGGCUCCGAAAAAGUAGAGUUUCUUCCUCACAACAUCACCAACGUAUUCAUUGGUGCUGCGCUACUUUGGUUUGGCUGGUUUGGGUUCAAUGGUGGGUCUGCACUUGCUGCAACCCCUCGUGCUGCAAUGGCUGUGACUGUUACCACCAUUUCUGCUGCAACAGGCUCACUUGCUUGGACUAUCAUGGCGUGUCUUAACCACAAUCGUUUAUCCGGUAUUGGGUUUUGCUCCGGCGCCAUUGCUGGAUUGGUUGCUAUUACUCCUUCCGCAGGCUAUGUCGCUCCUUGGGCUGCUUUAAUUAUUGGAUUCCUCUCUGGCGUUUCCUGCUACUACGCAACGCGCAUCAAGGAUGCAUUUGGGUUUGACGACUCUCUGGAUGCGUGGGGAGUACAUGGAGUCGGUGGUAUACUUGGUAGCCUUCUUACUGGUGUGUUUGCUCAAAAGAAAAUAGCUGCGCUUGAUGGGGCCAGUAUUGAUGGCGGAUGGAUUGAUGGAAACUGGAUUCAAAUGGGCUACCAGAUUUCGGGUACUGUUUCGAUCGCUGUCUGGUCUUUUGUUGGUUCUCUGUUGAUUCUUCUCGUGAUUGAUGUGAUUCCCGGUCUUUCACUACGUCCUACUCCCGAGGAUGAAGAUGCCGGUGCUGACUACUCUGAAAUGGGCGAAACGUGUCACAGCAAUGAGUCGACUCGAAUAAUCAAUGGAACAAAUCCGUCUCUGAGUGAUGUGUCGGCCAAUCGAUCUAGUACACACACUCUUCGAGUGGGUACAGAAGUAUUUUAA
Batrachochytrium dendrobatidis JAM81 is the source of this 1365-nucleotide messenger RNA. RefSeq lists its product as uncharacterized. Lineage: Eukaryota; Fungi; Chytridiomycota; Chytridiomycetes; Rhizophydiales. The record is from RefSeq and is a predicted model, not a curated record. Gene Ontology annotation, biological process: ammonium transmembrane transport. Bases 1 to 1365 code for a protein of 454 amino acids. The transcript has 3 exons. Gene Ontology annotation, cellular component: plasma membrane. Gene Ontology annotation, molecular function: ammonium channel activity.